AUGGAGUCUCUCCUCGCAUCGCGAUCCAUUAGGUCUUCCUUCUCCGCCGUCGCUAGCACCAGGGGCGCUUCCCCCAGGCCCUCGCGCGUCGCCACCCUCGCCGGCGCCGGCGCCGGCGCUCGCCCGCUCCGUGUUGGCCCCAAGGACUCAAUUCUUGAGGCGCUGGCAAAGGAUGAUAUGCUGAACGCAACAGAGCUAGUCCAAUGGGAGAAUGGCAUGACAGUGAACGACAUAGCGGCUAGCCAGGGGAUUCGCAUCCGCAGGCACUGCCGCCCCACUGCCUCCUUGAAGGAGAUAGAGGAGGGGCUGGGAGCCCCUCGUAACAUCCUAGAGACGAUCAUUUGGGACAAGGAGAUUGAAGUAGCUGAGGGGCAUGCUAAGAAGCCUCUGGAGGAGGUGAUUCAGGCUGCACAGAAGGCCCCUCCUUCAAGAGACUUCUAUGGUGCUUUAGAAGCUGCCUAUAAGCGUAAUGGGGUGCCUGCAUUGAUUGCUGAGGUCAAGAAAGCAUCCCCGAGUAGGGGCGUGCUCAGGGAGAACUUUAAUCCUGUUGAAAUUGCUCAAGCUUAUGAAAAGAAUGGAGCUGCAUGUUUGAGCAUUUUGACAGAUGAGAAGUACUUUCAGGGAAGCUUUGAGAAUCUUGAGAAGGUGCGCACCUCAGGAGUGAAGUGCCCCCUUCUCUGCAAAGAGUUUGUCAUUGAUAAGUGGCAAAUCUAUAAUGCUCGCUCUAAGGGUGCUGAUGCAAUUCUAUUAAUUGCUGCUGUGCUACCAGAUGUUGACAUAACGUACUUUGUUAAGAUUUGCGCAGAGUUGGGAAUGACAGCUCUUAUUGAGGUUCAUGAUGAAAGAGAGAUGGAGCGUGUGCUGAAGAUAAAUGGAGUUAAGCUUAUUGGUAUCAAUAACCGAAGCCUUGAGACAUUUGUUGUUGAUACUUCAAACACCAAGAUGUUGCUCGAGAAGCAUGGCGAUAGCAUCAGGGAGAAGGGAAUUUUGGUUGUUGGUGAAUCAGGUCUGUUCACGCCAGAUGAUGUUGCUUAUGUGCAGAAUGCUGGUGUUUCUGCUGUUUUGGUGGGGGAAUCCCUGGUGAAGCAAGAGUGCCCUGGACGAGCCAUUGUUGGGUUGUUUGGCAAAGAACUGCUGCACUGA
Messenger RNA from Miscanthus lutarioriparius, 1143 nucleotides. NCBI's taxonomy places the organism in Eukaryota, Viridiplantae, Streptophyta, Magnoliopsida, Poales, Poaceae. The record is from the annotation of a GenBank genome assembly.